Messenger RNA from Phytophthora nicotianae INRA-310, 264 nucleotides. RefSeq lists its product as hypothetical. The coding region runs from base 1 to 264 and encodes 87 amino acids. The record is from RefSeq and is a predicted model, not a curated record. The transcript is spliced from 5 exons. Lineage: Eukaryota; Oomycota; Peronosporomycetes; Peronosporales; Peronosporaceae.
AUGGAGGUGGCGCAUGCAUACACAUCGAUAUUCGUGCAUAAGCUCCCAAAUGCGCCCACAAACAAGAUCACGUCGAUGCGUAGAUACAACAACCGCGACGGCUAUGUCUUUGCCACGACGGCGAGGUAUGAGCUCGAAUUGAGCAUCAAGAACGGUGUACGAUUCGCCACAGUUAAGACCAAGAAGCACUCCUACAACAAAAAGGCCAACCAUCGCUACAUCUACCCCGUACUAGUAAUCGUGAUGCACAAUAAUGGCACAUAA